GUCCCCCAAAUCUAUCCCCUUGUCCCCAAGUGUACCCCAAAUCUAUCCCCUUGUCCCCCAAUGUCUCCGAAAUCCAUACCCUUGUCCCCAAAUAUCCCCCGAAUCUAUCCUCUUGUCCCCGAAAUCUAACCCUUUAUCCCCCAGUGUCCAUUAAAUCUCUUGCCCUCGCUCCCCGCAUGUCUCAGAAAUCGCUCUCCUUGCCCCCCGAAUCUUACCUAAAUUUAGAGUCGUACAGCACAGAAACAGAUUCUUUGGUCUAACUUGUCCAAUUCCUAAACUAAUCUAGAACUGUUUGUCUGUGUUUGGCCCAUAUCACUCUAAACCUUUAUUCCGUUGUAUCUAAAUGUCUGCUUGGGGAGAAAUCAUGGGUAGAAUUUGCAGGAGAUCAGCUUUGGGACCCUCGUCCCUCCUGAGAUACAUUAAUACAAUAAGCCCUGGUGGACAGGGUAGGAUUCUUAUGGCAGGUCGCUUCUGCUUCUAAACAAAAAAACCCCCCAAACCUCUGGAGAGAGUUCUGGCCGUGCCCGGUGCGAGGGCAGGGAGAUUUCCGUCAGCUGCUCUCAUGGUGUCUCCGUCCCGUCCAAUCGCUGCCUGAAAGCCGCCUCCUCGCCUCGCAGCACCUUCCGGCAGUGAUGUGGAGGAAUUCUGUCAGCUCCCGGGAUGCUGGUGGGCACUGAGACCAGCACCUGGUAACGCCCGAGUUUGGGGAGUCUGGGAGAGGGUAUCCUCGAUUACCCUCCCCUCCUGCCCUCUCUCUCUCUCUCUCACACACACACCCUUCCUGCACCGUUUGGAGAGCGAGUGUGUGUGUGCCUUCCUGCCGUCGGGAGAUGUGGACAGUGAGGAGCUGAGGGGCGCGGUGGGCCGCGGCGAAAUGAUCGGCAAGAAGAAGAGCGGCUUCCAGAUCACCAGUGUCACCUCGGAGUACGAAGGCAGCACCGGCGGUGAAGGGCUGAGGGAGCCACCGGGCGGAGAGGCGGAGGCUGUGGUGAACGGGGAUCCGGGUGUGGGCCCCUCGGCCGACACCGAACUGCCGGGCAAGGACGGUCGGACUAAGCCGCCCCCGGCAACAGCGGGACAAGGCACCGCCGGCAGGGAGGUGCCAAAGGAGACCGGGACAAUGGCAACGGGGACGCUCCCCGGGACCAGGUCCCCCCCGCCGCCGGCCCCCAGCCCCUGCGGCUCCCGCUUCCGGGUGGUGAAGCUGGACCACGGGCUGGGCGAGCCGUAUCGCCGCGGCCGGUGGACCUGCGUGGACCUGUACGUGGACCGUGAGCUGGACGCCCACGGGCUGGCCAAGGUGCUGGCCGGGAGCCGCCACGUCAACUCGCUGGACUCUCACCCGGAGCUGGGCGCCCUGCUGGCUCACCGGGCGGUCAGCCAGCUCCGGCCCCGGCCCCACGCCCCCAAGAGCCAGGGCUCCCCCCUGGGCGAGAGCCUGCCGGCACCGGGCACCGACACCCUGCACGUGCUCCUGCAGGCGGCCCGCACCCUCAGCCUGGACUCUCCGCCUGCUCCCCAGGAGAAAGGGGACCCAGCGGCGACGCCUCACCCUGCCAACCAGCCACACGGAGCCAAGGCUGGUGCCAGGGAGACGACCUCGCCCCCGACGAAUGUGAAGCAUCCCUCCUCGGGAGAUCAGGGAGGACUGAGGAAGUUUCCUGAGCCUCAAUCCACAUCGGUGUCGCCGGUCCCCCCUGCCCAGGACGGCAGCCCUUCCCGAAAGCUCCGUGCCUCGGAGGCCAGCGCUGCCGGCUCUCUCCGGUUCGUCUCGCCCAUGCAGACGCUGGCCAAGUCCAUGCUGUCGGUCGGAACGCAGCCGGACAGUGACGACGACAGGUACGCCUGGCCACCUGGGGUGGGAGGGGAGGUGAGGCGACAGGAGGUGCAGAACCCCAAUCCCCCACAGAGGGAGGGGCAGGCUCUCUGUUCUUUGCUGUGUGUACACAAGAUAGUGAAUCAGCUCGUGACCAAACAGCCAGCUCUACGUUCGGCUUGGCACAGACCUCACAGAGCGCUGGGUGACGUGAGCAGUGCGGCCUCUGGGGGCCAUCACCAUCACGUGCUGCAGAACCUUGGCUCGAUGCAGAGCUGCUUAGACAGUGGCUCAGGGUGUCGGGUGGAGUUCUACUUCCUGUCUCAGUACGUCUCUGCCACUGACACACCUUUCCGGCACAUUCUCCAUGGACGGGGUGACCACACACUGGAAGCCCUUUACAGACAUUUCCAACUGCUUAAGGACAAGCCGAGCAAGUUUGACGAGAAGAAGUUCCGGAAGCAGUUGGCCCUGGUGACAUGGACCCUGCAGGGAGCUGCCAACGCUCUGAGUGGAGACGUCUGGAACAUUGGUAACAACAGCUUCUAG
Molecule: messenger RNA, 2365 nt
Organism: Chiloscyllium plagiosum (whitespotted bambooshark)
Lineage: Eukaryota; Metazoa; Chordata; Chondrichthyes; Orectolobiformes; Hemiscylliidae
Source: RefSeq, a predicted model, not a curated record